This is a messenger RNA of Paramuricea clavata, 6246 nucleotides long. NCBI's taxonomy places the organism in Eukaryota, Metazoa, Cnidaria, Anthozoa, Malacalcyonacea, Plexauridae. The record is from the annotation of a GenBank genome assembly.
AUGGCGGCAAUUCCUGAAGAAUCGGAAGACGAAGUUGAAGAUUUAUUAGACCUUUUACAGACGCAUCUGGGCGUAUCUGAUUACGAAGGAAAACUACAGACUCCAAUUACAUCACCAAUUAAAGGAAAACAUGAACUUACACCAGGGAGUAGAGAAUCAAUUCUUCCAACUCCGAAACGACACGCAACAGGUUAAUAUAAAAUAUGACAUAAAUAUUUAUGAAGUUUUAUGUUCGUUUAAUCGUUUUGACCCUCCUCACAUAAAAUUAAAGUACUAGGUUACACACAGGGUAGUAAUGCUGCCUUUGACAGCAAAAGACAAAGUGGUGUUGCACAAAUUAAAUCCAAAGCACAGGGUGUUGGAUUAAACGAGUCCUUCAGAAAUAUCCUGUUGUUGUUAUUCUUGUUAACCCAUUUAUUGGCAGUACCCUACCACUGAAAAGUAAAAUAGUCUGGCGUUGGACAGGGUAAAUACUAAAGUAGGGGCACUACUGCAGUUUUAUAUGGGUAGGUAGGUCGGAAAAACAUUUUAUUCUAAAAAAUAUUUUAUCUCAAGUAUGUAAAUAUAAGUUAAAACUCAUUAUAAACUCUUAGUUUUUAUUGUUUUUACAUCAGGCAGGCUGUGUUUUCACCUGCAUACAAUAUUACAUAUAAAACUUGACAUGCAAGGAAAGGAGCAACAACUAAAUAUUUAGUGCCAACGAUGUUCAGUCUAAACGUUUAAAUAAAAUGUUUAUGGUUGGUCAUGUCACUAUAUAUAUAAACAGGUCGGUCGGAAACCUGAAACCAACUAUUAUUUUUAUUUGGCCUAGUUAACCCAUCAGCACAUGCAGUAAUGCGCCCUACUUUAGUAUUUACCCUGUCCAAUGCCAGACUAUUUUACUUGUCAGUGCCUCAGUGGUAGGAUAACUUAAUUCAUUUACUGGCAGUACUUACCCUAUACCACUGACGAGUAAAAUCUGAUCGAGUAAAUCCAUAUUCAUAUUGCCACAAAUAACGUCAAAUCGACCUUAUUACUUCAACCCACCCAUCCCAGAUAAUGUCGAUUGAUAUUCAGUCGUAUUUUGACUUUUGUAUUUACAAUUACAAAAGUUGUACAUGCAGUGAUAUAGUUACUUUGGACAUUAAUUGUCAAAUAAUUUGCCACUUAGAUAAACGUUGACAAGUUCACUAAAUCUUAUGAAAACCCACCCACCAGUGGACCCACUCAUAACAUCGAUUUGACAUUAUUUGUGGCAACAUGAAUAUAGACGUGGCCCCUAAUACAUGGCUGUCGUGGACUUCUGCUUUUGGGGAUUUUUACCCCUCUGAAAUUUUAACCCCUCUGGAAACGGCAGUUUUCUCCCAUUUUCCCCCAUUUACCUGUCUGGAAAAAACGACUAAUUACCCGACGGGGGUUUGGGUAUUAAAUGUCAUAGCUCUUCCCAUUCUCUAUGGCAGUCUGAACAUUUUUGUUUUUUCUAUUUCUGUAAACAGACGAAAAACAACACAUCUACAGUAUUUCCGAUAUUUCCCCCCUUUUUUAUUACAGGACUCUCUCAUUUAAAAAUUGCCAUUUCAACCAAGGCCAAUUGCUUACACGAUGAGCUUGAGAAAUUACGUGAUAAUCCAUAUGAGCUCGAAAAAAUUGAAGAAUUAAUCAAGCAAAGCAAAGAGUUGAAAGACCUUCACCACGCUGUUUUGACAACCUAUGACACAGUUAUAAAUGAAAUGGAAAAGUCUAAUAAUUCAUCAGAAGUAUUUAACAUCCAACAGGCUCAUAAACUAAAACAAGAGGUUGCCUACUUAAGUAAACUAACCAAUACAGGGAUAAGAACUCAAGGUAAUAGCACUAUUCACGCUGACAUAUUUGACAAAAUGGUAAAAACAAUAAAGGAUGAAUGUCCACUGCUUCACAGUGUACUGGAGAACCUGGUUCUUGUGUCAACAACAGAAAGGAAUACACUCAAAACCAAUAACCAAAAGAUGAAAAUGGCAGUCAAUCUCGUAAUGACAGGUUUGCUGAAUAUCAGAAACAGUCGGCUACCAAAUGACUUUGCCUUUCUGUUUGGUGUGCUUCUGGUAUCUUAUGGAGCUGGUCCUGCAUAUUUAAAUAUGCUGCAGUCAAUGGGGAUAACUGUUCAUUGGAAGACAAUGUAAAUAUAUUAUUUUUGUUAUUUACUAUAUUAUAAACUCACCUUGUACCUGUAGUCCCUUGCAGUUUGCUUUUUUUUGUGGAUUUAUGUACUUUAUUGUGUGGUUUAAUUGCUUUAACCCAUUGAGUGGCAGCACUAUCCCCCUGAAGAGUAAUAACAUCUGGUGUUAGACAGAGUAAAAUAAUCUGGCAUUAGACAGAGUAAAAUAAUAAAGUAGGGUGCAUCGAUCUGGUUAAUAAAGUUAAGUAGGAUGCAUCUGGAUUCUGGGGAAAAUGCGACUCAAUGGGUUAAGUCUACAAACCAUAGUGUGCAUUGAAUGCAAUUGUAUUUGAAGGCUCUUAAUUAUGGUGUACUAUUUUAUUUUUAUUUAACAUAUUAAUAAGGUGCAUUAGGUUCAGCUUUUUCCUUGAUGAUUAAUUAAUAUUGUUUGCUGUUAUACAGUAGACUUGUCAAGGGGAGAUUUAAACAAAUUUAAUAUUUACUAGCUUUUCCAAAGUACCACAAGCCAUGCACCUACUGUAACUACUGAAAACUACAGUAGGACUACAAUAUGGCAUAUGAAUUUUAUGCAAAUAGGUUUUUUGUUUUUUUUUGCUCUUCUGCAUAAAAACCCCCAUAAAAACCCUAUGUAAUAGCUUAGUUCUAUAAAUGAGGCUUUGUGUGCCAGUUAAAGAGACGUACCAUGCAUAUUAUAUGGAUGCAUGGUAGUGUAAGGGGGGUUUUACUACAUCCCGGGCAUUUGACCAGCGCCCGCAAUCACAUGCAAUUAGCAUUAUCAGUGGUUGAGUCAACCUCGUACCCAGGGUCUUUCCUCUUGGGGAGCAAAGAACCUUGUAGACACUGGUCACAUGAUCCGCUAAAAUCUAGCAGAUUUCUAAUUAACUAUCUUGGUUUUCUUUACGACAAUCAUACAAAUGCAAAUUAUAAAUUAAACUAUCAAAAUAAUCCAAAUCACGUGACCAGCGUCUACCAGGGUCUUUGCUCCCCAAGAGUUGUUGUACAACUGUAGCUUGUACAAUAAUGUAUGGUGAAUUUAAUAUUUUUCAGAAUGCAUCAUUUUGACAAACAAAUGGAAAUGAAACAACUGGCUAUUGACAACUUUGUGCUGAAGCAAAUGCCUGUUAUAGUAGCCCUUGACAAUAUCAAUAUCUCUAAGCCACAGAGAAGUCAUGACCGAGCAUUUAGGGACUCAACUUCUACUGUAAGACCAGACUACAACUUAACUGGCAAAUGCAUGAUACGCCCAAAUCUCAAUGGAAUUGAAGAUCUCUUUCAUGACAAGGACACUGCAGAAGAAUCACAAAGACAAGUGAAAACCAUGGAGGCAUCAUACUAUUUGAUAGGUACAGCAUCAUUUAAUCAGUUUAGAAAUCAUGUAUGGGACCCAUUUCUUAGAGACAUGGUAAAUAUCUCCUAUCUUUUUUAAUUGGCUGUAUAUUGAAUGCAAAAUCCUUGUGUUUUGCUUAAACUGUACUGUGGAAUACUUUACAAUUUGGAAACAAUUUUUGGGACAUUGUGUCAUUGAAUCGGAGAAAUCCUUCUCUGGUCCAGAGGUUAUUUCAGCUUGCCUCCAAUUAUUAAGGCAUGUACACCUACAAACAUACAUAUGCAUGAGAUUCUGAUUGUGUACAUUUCUAUGACUACAAGUUACAAGUAUUAACUCGUCCCCAAUGGAGCUUUUCAGAGAUAAUUAACAAAUAAAAUGAAUUCUAAGUUCUUUAAAGCUAGAAAAAUUUAACUGACCUAUUUUCCAUCAAUGACAGCUAAUAGACCUUUCCCCUUAUGAGUGAAAUUUUGAUCUAGACAAGCCUGGACAAAAAUUUCAUCACAGCUUGAAAGAGCAUCACAAAAUUAGUAAUAUUCCGAAGUUUCGUUGCGAAAUGUUGUAAAAUGCGGAUAAUAUAGCCUUGCGAAGUUUGCCGUUUUUCAGUCAUUUUGUAUUACAAAUGAAAAAUUGGUUAGUACAUCAUCUGAUUACCAAUUUCCCGUGACUGAAGAACGGCAGUCGGCAAACUUCGCAAGGCUAUAUUAUCCGCAUUUUACAACAUUUCGCAACGAGACUUCGGAAUAUUACUAAUUUUGUGAUGCUCUUUCAAGCUGUGAUGAAAUUUUUGUCCAGGCUUGUCUCUGUAGAUCAAAAUUUCAUUCAUAAGGGGAAAGGUCUAUUAGUGAGAAACUCAUGCAAUAGUUGUUUCUUAAGACUACGUUUAAAUCCUGAAAUAGAAGUACAAAGUUUUAGACUUUUACCACUCCCUAAAAAGGGCUUUUCAGUGAUACAAUUUAGAAAAUAGAUUACAAUAUGAUUUACAAGAAAGUUAUAUACUCAUCUAGAAUUACUCAUAUGCACUGAGUAGUUGUUUGUAUAGUGUAUGUUUAAAAGAUUGAAGUGAUUUCCCUGAUUUGAACUCUGGGAACAACGAGUUCCAUAAUUCCAGAGGCUAACAGCCUGAUAAUUAAAUGUUCGUUGCCCAGACUUACUUUUAAAAUAUAAAGGAAUGUUAAUAUUCCGAGAAUUUCUAGUAUUAAUCUAAUAUUUAAAUUGAGUAAAAUUUCCUCUUUUAGAAAAUAAUGCAGAACACAAAGUUCUCUGGGAUGCAUAUAAAGAUUAUUAUUUCUUAAAAGCAAUCGAUACUGUUUUGAAUGCUCUACAGCCAUUGUCCAGCUACAAAAUGCUAACAUGUGAAGUAAUAGACAGAUUCCUCAACCAGUUUGACAUUGAAAAAUGUCUGAACAAUGGUAAAUACAAGAUAAAUAUACCAAAAUUGACCACUGUCUUGCCAGAAACCACUUCAAGGAAAACAGAAACCUUUAUUCUUCCUCUGUCUGUUGAAGACAACUCAACUUUAGCUGGCCAAGCAGUUUGCCUAGAAGAAAUUGCUGCUGAAUUAAGUAUACCCUUAAAAGAACCGGUAACAGGAAUUUCAUUUGAUGAAAAAAAAAAAUCGUUCCAUCUCAGUCAGGCAAGAGAGAGAUAUGAAUUUGAGCUUGUGCUGAAGAAACACAAAGAUAAUCGUGAAAGGGAUUCGUUUUUAAGUGGCGAAGUAGAUAACCAAGACAUGGAUAUAAACGUUUUUUGGAAAGAAACUGACAUGCAUUUUAAAAAAGCCUAUGAAGAAAUUGAGAGAGAUUUUCAAGAGAGGUUUAUGCAGUGUGAGGAUUAUGUAGCAAGCAGCCAAGCAUUUCUUUUUGAAAUGCAAGAGCAUGUAGAGAAUUGGUACUCAGUCAGAGACCAUCUACAGAGAAAUAUUCUUCAUGUUGCAAUUGAAAAAAAUUACACUUCAUUUGCUAAAGCACUCUUGAAAGCUGGAGCAAAUCCAAAUGCAACAGAAGGCUGUGGUGCUACUCCAUUAACUCUAGCAGUUCUGUCUAUGAACAAGCACAUGGUUGAAACUCUUUUGCAGUAUCAUGCCUCAUUUCAAGCAUUUCUUUACCCUAAUAUCCCCAAUCCACAGGAAAUGGCCGAGAUGAUGGGUCUUGAAGAAAUGGCUUCAUUAUUCGAUGAAGACGUAGAAGAUUUUGAAAAUAAAGAAAUAAGCAGCAUCUUUUGGGAAGAAGGAGAAAGUCACCUAGACGACCAAAACUGUAAUUCCCGAAUAUUGCCAAGCAACGUUUACUCAUUUGAUAGAUCACAACAAGGGUGUCUAACCUUAGCAGUAGGCGAUCAAGGAACUAACAAAACUAUUAGAGGAGUACAAGUUAGAUCAAACGUUCACAACUGGGUGUGUGGAGUUCCCGGUGACCUUCAUGCUGUUGGUUAUUUGUGUGAGGUAAUUUGCAAAGCCCAAGCUGCAGGAGGAUUUCUGCAUAUAUCCCAUGAUAUUUUGAAGAAGAAAAAAGUCACACCUGAGGCAUUCAGUAAGAAAAAGUUUCAAGACGGAAACCUCCAAAGAAUACGUGAAGAGUGUAGAGACAUAUCUGAAUCCUACCUUUAUGCUGCUAUCUAUGAGUUCAUGCAGACAGAACUAUUUCCUAGUCAAGACGACCUCAGUGAAUGUAAGAAAAGAACUGGAUCGCAUGAAACAAUUGUUCUCCAGAAUUUUAAACUCGAAAAUUCAGGCUUGAAAAUUCAUCAGCUAAAGACAAACAUUUUCGUUACCGAUGCGAGAUGUUAG